AUGGCCGCUUCGCCCCAACAGCAGGUCUGGUCGACUCCCGAGUUGCUGGAGUCCGUUCUGCUCCCGCUGGACCCGCGCACGCUGCUAGUCUCCGCGCAACGAGUGUGCCGGACGUGGACCAGCCUCAUCAGAGAAUCCUCGGCUAUUCAAAAGGCGCUCUUUUUCACCCCGGUAGAGGGGGUCUCCACGGAAAAGGCCCACAAUCCGCUAUUGGCGGCGGCCUUCCCAUCGCUCUUCCAUACAAUCAAUACCGACUCCGAGGAUGAAGAGGAAUUCAGCUUCGAAGGUCUCGAUAUAGUUCAGCAUCCCGAGAAAAGAGCAGUUUAUUUCCGACCAGAGGCUAGCUGGCGAAAUAUGCUGGUCCAGCAGCCCCCCACUCAUAAGCUGGCGGUUUGGAAAUCAUCCUUUAGCUGGUGGAACACGUAUAUAUACUUUGAGAUUCCGGGAGAUUCUUCUAAGACGCAGAAUGGUCUCCGCAUGGAGACCUUCUUCGAGGCGCUGUUCCUUGACGACGAGGUGAUGUUUGACAUCGCGAACCGCAAAGAAAUCAUCUGGUGGGGACGUGCUCCGGGAUUGGAGAAGCAAAUACGCCGGCUCGAGAAACUGGGCGGGUUUAAGCUAGACGCGGAUAUUGUCGUUUUCACGAGCUCCAGCGGCCAGUGCUACGAGGACGAGGACGAGGAUGAAAAUGAAAAUGCGGAGCCCAAGCCCGCUCGGAAGCCAAAUCUUGGUGAACAACUAACGGCCCAGAUUAGAGAGACAUAUCGGGAGCUGGGAUUGACACCUAAGUGUACAGAGGAGGGAUGGAGGAGUGCCAUUCGGGAAUUUGAUUUCGAAGUUGGUCAAGAUGGAGAGAUUUCUUGA
This is a messenger RNA of Penicillium alfredii, 864 nucleotides long. RefSeq lists its product as uncharacterized. The coding region runs from base 1 to 864 and encodes 287 amino acids. The record is from RefSeq and is a predicted model, not a curated record. Gene Ontology annotation, molecular function: protein binding. The transcript is spliced from 2 exons. Lineage: Eukaryota; Fungi; Ascomycota; Eurotiomycetes; Eurotiales; Aspergillaceae.